UUGACAUUUGUUAACCAGCCAUGUUGUACUUGUAAUAGAUGUCUUGUAAUUUUUCGUUGAUAGUUUUUUAUGAACUGCUUCUUAUUAUACGAAAUAUUGAAUGAAUGCUAAGAAUUGUGGUGCAUCUAAAUCUUGAAAGUGCAACAUAGGUUUUAUUGCGAGAAAAAGCCACGAGAUUAGGGUCACGAUAGCAAAUAAUAGCAUUACAAGAUGGCCAAGAAAAAGGUAAAAUCUAAACCGAAACAACCGCCGAAGUCAUCAAUUCCUGAGAAUUUAACUACAAAAGUACUAGCUGAAUCGUACAGUUCACCGUCUCCACCAGUUUUUAUGAAAGUUUGUCGACUGUGUGAAAGUAAAGAUGGACCUUUUUUGAAUAUUUUCGAUGCUGACAAAGUCACUGCUAAAAAGAUUGAGGAACUAAUGCCUUUUGGGAUUGCAGAAAAUGAUGAUCUCCCACACAAAAUAUGUUUCCGUUGCUCAGCAAAAUUAGAAGAACUAUAUGAAUUUAUACAAAAAUGUAUUAAAACACAAGAAAACUUACGGACUGAAUUGGGUAAGACAGGUCCUUUCAUUACUAAAGCCAAAACUGUAAAAGCAUGGGAAGAGAAGCUAAAUAAAAAUAAUAUGAGUAAUGAUGAUAUCUGCGAUGCUUUAAUAAAGAAAGCCAUGGCGGGUAUUAAAAAUAUACCUGUUAGUCCACCUGCAGAAGAAGUACCAAUCAAACGAGUUACCCGAAGAAGUGAAACAACUGUGGUCAAAACUGAAACAGUUUCAGACAAUGAAGAUGGUAAUAUUAGUCUUAAAGAUGUUAAGUCACAAAUGUUAAAGAAUAAAGAUAAAGUACCUGCAAGUAAACCAGCUAAAGCAGUUAGUAAUAAUGUAGAAUCAGCAGCAAAGCCUAGUAGUGUUAAAAAUCCUCAAAAAGAGGAAAAUCAGCCUGCUAAUAAACCCAAGAACAAUGCUCUAAUAAAUAACUUUAGUUUUGAUUAUGUGGGAGAAAAACCGCCAAGUGAGUCUGUUGAGAAAACACCCAAGAAGCCAGCUGAAAAACCAUUUAAUAUUAUGGAUUAUAUAAGCAUGAUAAAAGUGAAUGGAGUAGGUGUAUUAUUUCAAUGUAAAUUGUGCAAUAGAAACUUUUUAAAAAAAGAAGUAGUAGAAUCUCAUCAUUGUGCUAAAAAUGGAGUACCUAAAGUUGAAAUUCCUAAAACAGUGCCUGUGCAAGAAGCACCCAAAGUCUCGACAGUUAAAUACAUUACACUUGAUAAUACAAUGAAAAAAUCGCAGCCAUGGAAAUACAAUGAAAAUAGCAAUGGUUCUAGUACUGAUAGUGAGAAGUCUAGUAGAGAGGAGAAUAAACAACAAGAGCAGAGAGUUCAAUCUGCUCCAGUAGUAAAACCUAAGCCUAAAGCUGGACCUGCCAGCAAAACAAGACGUGUGGAAAAUGAUAAUGCUCAUCCAGGGCCAUCACAUAGUUCCGAUUCUCAACCACCACCAACAAAUGUUCAAACACCUUCAGUACACAUACCUAGCACACCAAACUUGAAUGGACGUUUUAAAUUGGUGCCAGGUCCAAACAACAUGUUUACCUUAGUAGAAGAUACAUCAGUUCCAGUAGUAGAAAAUCAUAAAAGUAAAAAGCGUAAAUCUGAAACAGAAUCAGAAAUAAAAACGAAGGAGCCUAAGCGAGGUAACCAUAAGUCAAAUAGCCCAGAUGUAAUAAAUCUAGAAGAAAAAUCAACACCAUACCCUGUUGGAUUAUUCCAAACAGUUGCCCAUUCUGGUCAAAUGUACCAACAACCGAUGGCAACCCCUACAGUUGCAUUUACAACACCAGCCAUGAAAAAGCAAUCUUACACAGUAGUGCAAACCGGAAAUCCCAGUAAACUGCUAAUAUCAACGAAAGCCCUAGCCCCACCUGUUGAAGUACCGAAAAAACGAGUAAGAAAAUCAAAACCUGAAGUUCAAGAGGAUGAUGAUUCCAAAGAGCCAUUUAAGGUAACAUUAGAAGAUGUUGCUCCACCUAAAGAUGCUGGCUUCUUCACAUUUAUCAAUGUAGACCCAUUGUUACAACCUUCAUAUGUUUUACCUACCGAUAAUAUAAUUCAAGAAUCCCAAAUCUCAACUUCUUCUGCUGUUCAAAAUGCCCCAGAAAACAAAGAAAGUAAAGACAAGGAUAAGUACUCCUGCAAUAUGUGUGGAGAAAGUUUUACAAGGGAAAAGAAGCUGUUAGCUCAUAUACAGUCACAUUAUUCAAAGAUGGAUGAAGAAGACCAGUUAAGGGCUGAAAAGGGGCCUAAGAAAAAGAGCAGGAAAUCAUAGCAGCUUCGUUGAGGACAGUGAGGAUUGAGGAUUGUAACUAUGUGAAAGUGUUGGUACUCGGCCAUUUAUGAAUUCAACUAAAGUGAACUGGGCAACAAGUUACUAGAGGUAUGUUGAUGUCAUCUGGAUGGUGAUCACUAUUUUGGCAAAGAAACUGAGUAACUGCAUCUCGAUAAAAUUAUCCUAGGAAUAAAUGUAGUAAGUGGUAGUACUGUAUUGCUUAUUAUUAAAAAUAUUCUUCCUGAACUGUGUGAACAAUUUAUAGCAAUGUUCAUAAUUUUAUUAUAUCAUUGUUAAAAUAUGAGAAAAGUCUGGGAAGGAUUUUGUUAUCAAAGAUUAUAUUGUAUGCUAGUGUUGCCAGAACUAUAAAGUCUGGUUGAAAAACUAUUGACAGUGCAUCUUUUAUAGCUGCACAGAUUAUAAGUUUUUUUGUUUAGCCUUAUAUAUUAUUAUUAUUUUUAAUUUUAUUGUUAGGCAUUUAAAUAUUAUAUUGUUAGUAUCAAUGUAUGAUAGGUCUACUGAAACAUAUACCUACUGCCAAGUUUUAAGGUACUUUAGGAUCAUAAAUAAUUGUUAUUUGUCUCAAGAUACUGUAGUAUCAUUCCAUUCCGUACAAUUUGUAUGGUGUAACAUUUAUUUAUUUGUAUAUAACUUGCUUAUGUUUUUAACAUUUGUCCCUCCCCCUCCUUUUCGUGCUGGCGUUGUAAAAGUUGACUAAUGACUAAGAGCGCCUUCACACUAGCGUUUGUCGAGUGUAGGCGUUCAAUAAACGUAUGCGCAGCGCAGACGCCGCAACUACUCGGCGCAGGCGUCGUGUUUUCGCAGCGUUUCCUUUGGAGUCAAUUAAACGCUGAGCUAACUUGACGUUAUUCUGCACUACGUUAGCCCAGCGUUGCGCUGCACAUAGGUUUAUCGAGCUCCUACACUGAACAUAUUCUAGUGUGAAUCAUAUCUCUCUAAUAUACAUUUGACAAGAGACUAUACUCGGAAUUUUAAUUCGAUUCCAGAUUUGACAAUUUCAGUGUUGCAACGUUAUGACAAGUACUGAA
Messenger RNA from Spodoptera litura, 3368 nucleotides. RefSeq lists its product as uncharacterized. The record is from RefSeq and is a predicted model, not a curated record. Lineage: Eukaryota; Metazoa; Arthropoda; Insecta; Lepidoptera; Noctuidae. Gene Ontology annotation, molecular function: zinc ion binding. Gene Ontology annotation, cellular component: nucleus.